GUUGUGGAGUUUAGAAUAUUCUAUUUCCAAUAUUUCAGUUGCUAAACAUUAUUGAGUCGUCGUUUAAAUAUUCUUUUAAAAAUGGAGAUAUCAAUGGCUUCAACCGACAGCGUUAAAGUGUUGGUUGUUGGAGAUUCGGGUGUUGGCAAAACUUGUUUAGUGAAUCUCAUGUGUAAAAAUAAAGUUGUAAAAAAUCCUAAAUGGACUGUUGGAGUAACAGUUGAAAUAAAAUUGUACAAAUAUAUGGAAGGAACACCUAGACAACGCAACUGUUUUAUAGAAAUGUGGGACAUCGGAGGAAGUUCAAAUCAUAAAAAUACUAGAUAUAUAUUUUAUAAUGGUAUUCAUGGUAUUAUUUUAGUGUAUGAUUUAACUAACCUUAAAUCUAGUGAAAAUUUACAUAAGUGGUUGGCAGAAAUUUUGAAUAAAGAUAAUAACUCAAAAUAUAAAUGUACAGAUGGAUUUGACAUGGAACAACUAGUUGGCUCAAACAGAGUACCUAUUUUAGUCUGUGGUACCAAAUUGGAUAUGGCUCCAGAACGUGGUAAGAAGUCGCCUUCUACUGUUGCUGCAGAAUGCGGUGCUGAUGAAAUAUUAAUUGUAAAUAUUGCAUUGUUGUAUAUAUUCUCUUAUCAAAUAUUUAAUAUGUAUUACUGUAUGUUGCUUAGAAUUGUCAUGAUUCAAAAUCAUUGGAACCAAGUACAGUAGCAACAUCAAAGUUUAAUAAUUUUCUAGAAAGAGUAAUACAAACAAAAUAUCCAAUCAGUAACUCUAGUCCAUUUAGUCAAGGUCUCUACUCAAGACAGCAUCAAUACCAAUCAUCCAAAACUCCACAGUACCCAGUUACUAGACAAAUAAUUUAUGAUGGUUCGCCUACAAUUAGUAAAAAUACAUUUUUCAAUAAUAAAACAAUACAUAAAGACUGAAUCUUUUAUAUAAUAUACAUUUAAUACAAUUA
Molecule: messenger RNA, 958 nt
Organism: Rhopalosiphum padi (bird cherry-oat aphid)
Lineage: Eukaryota; Metazoa; Arthropoda; Insecta; Hemiptera; Aphididae
Product: rab-like protein 3
Exons: 4
Coding region: 82-708 (208 amino acids)
Biological process (GO): intracellular protein transport
Cellular component (GO): endomembrane system
Molecular function (GO): GTP binding; GTPase activity
Source: RefSeq, a predicted model, not a curated record